GUCCCAAUAAAUGUGAUUUAAAGAUGUUUUACUUUAUAUAUAUCUUUCCAAAGAUGAUGAGGUUUUCCUUUAUAAAUUGUCUCCAAUCCCAUUAUUUUUCCUUCGUAAAUCGUGUCUCCAAUCUCAUUUAUCUCAACUGCUAGAACUAUCGACUCACAACCACUUAUAGCACCAUACAAACUAAAGAAAAGAAACAAUUUAGGACAACAUAUAUACAUACACAAGCCAUGGCUUAUAAGUUAAGGUUUUCUUGGCUUUGCAUGAUGUUAACAGUUAGUUCAGUGAUAGGAGAAGGCGAUUAUGCAUAUGAUUACGAGGAUGCAUUUGCUCCGGGGGCUUCAGUCGAUACGGAAACUCCAGUGUCUGCACCGGUACCUGCGCCGUCAAGUGGGAGAACAGCUUUGGUGCCAGCUUUGUUUGCCUUUGGAGAUUCUUUGAUAGACAGUGGAAACAACAACCACCUUCUCUCAUUUGCAAAAGCCAAUUAUUUCCCUUAUGGCAUUGAUUUUGGUGGCCCCACUGGACGCUUCUCUAAUGGCUACACCGUCCUUGAUCAGAUCGCUAAGCUUCUGGGAUUGCCUCUGCUUCCACCAUAUUCAGAGCUCUUCAACGCCGACAAAAUGCGUUACGGAGUGAACUAUGCGUCUGCUGCUGCUGGUAUCCUUGAUAUUACUGGCUUUCACUUUGUGGAACGAAUCCCAUUCAGUUAUCAAAUAAAUAACUUUGAAAACACGUUGGUAAGUCUGAUAAAAAAUAUGAGUGCAUCAGUUGUGAAAGAGGCAAUUCCCAAGUGCAUGUUCUUUGUGGGGAUGGGCAGCAAUGACUAUCUCAACAAUUACAUUAUGCCUGCCUACUUUAGUCAAGAUCAAUACUCUCCUCAAAAGUUUGCUGAGUUAUUGAUUCAUCAGUACAAAAAUCAAUUGACAAAAUUGUACGAUCUUGGGGCUCGAAAAUUUAUGAUUUCUGGGAUUGGACAAAUGGGUUGCAUUCCAAGCAUAUUAGCAGAAAGUUCAAGUGGUCAAUGCUCAGAUUUAGUAAAUGAAAUGGUCCAUCCAUUCAAUGCCAAACUAAAGACAAUGAUCAUGAAAUUCAACAGGGGUCUUCCUGGUGCCCACUUCAUUUUCCUUGACAUGGAAUAUAUGUUCAAGGAUAUCUUUAGAAACCACAAGUCCUAUGGGUUUAGUGUGAUAGAUCGUGGGUGCUGUGGCCUAGGACGAAAUAAAGGGGAAGUAACUUGUCUUCCAUUCCAAACACCAUGCCCAAACAGAGAUGAGUACUUAUUUUGGGAUGCAUAUCACCCCACAUCUGCAGUCAACCUCUUGCUGGGAAGUAUGGUUUUCCAUGGAGGUCCCAAUUUUACUUAUCCUAUGAAUAUUGAGCAGCUUGCUAGUCUCUGAGAUUGAAGAAGAUGUAUUAAUGGAAUAGUCAUUUUUUUAUUGUAUCAUGAAAGAAAGACCUUAGGAAAGAGUGGGGGAACUUCUAAAACAUGGUUUUCCUUGCUAUAUAUGGAUGGUAAAUUACAUUUGUUUGCAGUGAAUUAUUAUAAUUUAUAUAUAUCUUUGUUGGACCCUUUUUCGAA
Capsicum annuum is the source of this 1579-nucleotide messenger RNA. RefSeq names its product GDSL esterase/lipase At1g71691. Lineage: Eukaryota; Viridiplantae; Streptophyta; Magnoliopsida; Solanales; Solanaceae. The record is from RefSeq and is a predicted model, not a curated record. Gene Ontology annotation, molecular function: hydrolase activity, acting on ester bonds. The transcript is spliced from 5 exons. The coding region runs from base 228 to 1397 and encodes 389 amino acids.